Molecule: messenger RNA, 1730 nt
Organism: Ascoidea rubescens DSM 1968
Lineage: Eukaryota; Fungi; Ascomycota; Saccharomycetes; Ascoideales; Ascoideaceae
Exons: 1
Coding region: 87-1589 (500 amino acids)
Molecular function (GO): RNA binding
Source: RefSeq, a predicted model, not a curated record
AAAGAAUCUUAGGCAAAAAAAAGAAAAUUAAUCAGAUUAUCUCAAACAAUUCUAAAUACAAUAUUCCCAACUCACAUUAUUCUGCAAUGGCAAUCAAACAAAAGAUUAGUAAAUCCAAAAAGGUGUCUUCCAAAAAGAAGGAAAAGCAAGAAAGUAGUGAAUCCGAAUCCGAAUCUGAUUCUGAUUCUGAUUCUUCAACUUCUUCUGAUAGUGAAAGUGAACAUGAAGUCGCGCUGAAGAAACAAAAUGAUUCCAAAUUUAAAGCAUCAUUAAUUACAAAAUCUUCAAAUAAAGACAGUGAAAGUGAUUCAAGUUCUGACGGCAGCAGUGACGAUGACAGCGACAGCGACAGCGAUGGUGAUAGCGAUAAUGCUAAUGUUGGUCAAACUGUUUCAAAAGCUCAGCUCUCAAAAAAUUCUACAAAAAGCAACAUAAAAAAGAUUAAAUCUGACGAAAAAACAAACAAAGACAAAAGCACUGAUAAUGAAAGUGAAAGUGAAAGUGAAAGUGAAAGUGAAAGUGAAAGUGAAAGUGAUAGUGAUAGUGAUAGUGAUAGUGAUUCAGAUGCAAAGACUGUUAGCAAAAAGGAAACAUUAAAAGAAUCUUCAAAAAAAGAGGCUUCAAAGACAGUAAAUGAUUCCGAUUCAAGUUCAUCAGAUUCCAAUUCUGAUUCUGAUUCUGAUUCCGAUUCAGAAUCGAAAUCAAAACCAAAAUCGAAAUCGAAACCUAAAACCAAAACUAAAUCAAAUUCUUCAAGUUCAUCAGAUUCUGAUUCUGAUUCUGAUUCUAAUUCUGAUUCUGAUUCUGAUUCUGAUUCUGAUUCUGAUUCUGAUUCUGAUUCUGAUUCGGAAAGUCAAUCACAGGAAGAUGAAAAAGAACCAAUUAAAGAAGUCGACACAUUUAAAAAAAAGAGUGCAGCCGAUGCCCUUAACGAUAAUUCUUUCAAAAAGAGAAGUGCUGUUGAUUCAUUCAAUAAUAAUGCUCAAAAAAAAUUCAAAUCUGAUUCAUCUUUUAAUGACAAUGCUGGGGCCUCUUCGACUUUAUUUGUUGGAAGAUUAUCUUGGAAUGUUGAUAGUGAUUGGUUGAAAAGGGAGUUUGAAGGUGCUGGCGGUGUCGUAUCUGCUCGAGUUAUAUCAGACCAAGCUACUGGAAAAUCGCGUGGAUAUGGUUAUGUUGAUUUUUCUUCUCCAGAAGAUGCUCAAAAGGCUUUAAAAGAAUUGCAAGGUAAAGAUGUUGACGGAAGACCAAUAAACUUGGAUUUGGCUAAGGCCAAACCAGCCCAGGCACCAAGAACUCAAAAUAGAGCCAAUUCUUAUGGCGACAAAAGAUCACCUCCUUCAGACACUCUUUUUGUUGGUAAUUUAUCAUUCAGAUCUACACAAGAUUCAAUAUGGAAUAAGUUUGCUGAAGUUGCUGAAGUUGUGGGUGUUCGUAUUCCAACUGAUAGAGAAACUGAAAAACCAAAGGGUUUUGGUUAUGUUCAAUUCAAAUCGAUUGAUGAUGCCAAAAAUGCUUUAGAAAAACUUAAUGGAGAGUAUAUCGAUGGAAGAGCUGUGAGAUUAGACUUCAGUGCUCCCCGUCAAAGAUAAGUAGCUUGUACAAUUAGUAGGUAGAUCAUAUUUUUGUUUGAGAUUUGUUUUAUACUUAUAGUAGUGUUAAUUUACAUUUUUUUUUUCAUUUUUUUUUGAUUUAAAUUUCUUGACACUAUACAUAUGAAAUAAAAAAUAUAA